CCACUGCUUCCCAAAGGAAGAAAUGGGGGCAAGAGCUCUACGUCGGGACGGUGGCCCUAAAUCCCCGGUCAAAACAGGCAAGACGGGAGCCGAUAACCUUUACUGACCAGGACCUCCCAGCCACCGGAGAAGAUCACAAUGACCCCCUGGUCAUAACUAUGGAUAUGGGUGGAGUCGAUGUCUCCCGGGUACUCGUUGACACGGGCAGUAGUGUCAACGUUUUGUACUUGGAUGCAUUUGAAAAGCUCAAGUUGUGUCGGACACGGCUUGAGCCCUUAAAGACUCCCCUGUCCGGGUUCACCGGGGACUCUGUUGAAGCUGAAGGGUCAAUCCUUCUGACUUGUGAAUUGGGCACAGGAGACCAGGUCGUCCAAAAACAAAUGAGGUUUGUGGUAGUGAACAUCAAAUGUGUUCACAACGCCAUCCUAGGCCGGUCUGGAAUAAACAAGGUCCGUGGAGUCAUCUCCAUGGCCCAUCUCUGUAUGAAGUUCUAUACCCCGGGCGGUAUAGGACAAGUCAGAGGAGAUCAAAAGAAGGCCCGGCAUUGCUAUUUGGAAGCUAUAAAGAAAAUGACGAAGGCUUUUGAGAGAGUCACUUUGGUCUCUCAGGAGGAAGACCGGUCAAAGCUAGAGCCGGGUGAUGAAACCGAGCAGAUCGUUCUCCGGGAAGCCUUCCCGGAAAGAAUGGUCGCGGGCGUUCAGCAAAGUCAGGGCUCAACUACCGGGGUGAUUGAAGCGGAUGAUGACUGGAGAUACGAUCUCAUGGAGUAUUUAAUGACCGGCCAAAAACCAAACGACGAAGAACGAGCCAGGAAGGUUGUCUUACGAUCUCCCCGGUUUCAGGUACUGGACGGCCACUUGUACAAACGUGCCAUUGGUGGACCUCUCCUACGUUGCCUUACCAACCCGGAAGCUGAACGGGUAAUAGCUAAGAGAUGUAGGACGUGCCAGGUUUUUUACAAACAUCCCGGCAGACCGGCCACAUACUACCAACCAACGUCUAAUGUCAUACCAUUUGCCCGGUUUGGGAUUGACAUUAUUGGAGCCUUCUCGGUCGCCCAAGGCGGAAAGAAGUUCGUGAUGGUGGCUAUUGAUUACUUCACUAAAUGGAUCGAGGCUGAGGCGAUGGCUACCAUAACCGUGUGGCAGUGUGAGAAAUUUGUUUGGAAAAACAUUAUCACCCGGUUUGGUGCCCUGAAGAUGAUUGUUACCGACAACGGUCCGCAGUUUCGCAACCCCCGGUUUACUGAGUUCUUGGCUAGUUUUGGAAUCAAGCACAGCAAGGCCUCAGUAGCUUAUCCACAGGGAAAUGGCCAAGUUGAAAAUGCUAACCGGACGAUAGUGGACGGCCUAAAGAAGAGGUUGGGUGAAGAAGGCCAUAAAUGGUUGGAAGCUUUGCCUCACACAGUCUGGGCGCAUAGAGUGACUUCAAGUAGGGCAACCGGAGAAACUCCAUUUGUGCUCACUUACGGAUGUGAAGCCCGGUUGCCAGUUGAGGCGGAAAUUCCAACAUUUAGAGAGGCCGUAUAUCAGCCCGGUCAGAACGAGGUCGACCAUCUAGCUGAAUUAAAUCUGGUGGAAGAACGAAGGACCCUAGCAGCUGUCAAGAUGGCCGGUAACCAGCGGUCGGUAAAGAGAUAUCACGACAACCGGGUGGGCCCACGGUACUUCCAAGUGCAUGAUGAGGUCUUGCGCAGACGGGUGCUAGUAAACCAAAUGAGAGAGGCAAGUUGGUGCGAAACUGGGAAGGACCCUAUCGCAUAAAGGCGAUCAUCCGGCCGGGCACUUACCAACUGGAGACUAUGGAAGGUGGCCGGGUUGACCGACAUUGGAACUCUCAUCACUUACGAAAAUUCUUUAGAUAAAGUGUGAUGAGUUCCCUAGACGUUAAUAAAAUUUUGUUCUUUUC
Cuscuta campestris is the source of this 1908-nucleotide messenger RNA. The record is from the annotation of a GenBank genome assembly. NCBI's taxonomy places the organism in Eukaryota, Viridiplantae, Streptophyta, Magnoliopsida, Solanales, Convolvulaceae.